Messenger RNA from Chaetomium fimeti, 1482 nucleotides. RefSeq lists its product as uncharacterized. Gene Ontology annotation, biological process: maturation of LSU-rRNA from tricistronic rRNA transcript (SSU-rRNA, 5.8S rRNA, LSU-rRNA). The transcript has 3 exons. Gene Ontology annotation, molecular function: RNA binding. The coding region runs from base 74 to 1216 and encodes 380 amino acids. NCBI's taxonomy places the organism in Eukaryota, Fungi, Ascomycota, Sordariomycetes, Sordariales, Chaetomiaceae. Gene Ontology annotation, cellular component: nucleolus. The record is from RefSeq and is a predicted model, not a curated record.
GCUGCCCCGAGUUCCCCAGAAGCUGGACAAAGGCCAAACAUCCAAUCCACCUCAUACCCCCCAACCAGACACAAUGGCCCCUGAAUUACGCAAGAGAAAGUCGAAGCCUGUUGUGGCAGAGCCCGAGCCUGUCGCCAAAAAGACCAAGCCGACGAAAACCACCCCCAAGGCUGAGAAGCGGAAAGCUCCCGAGGAUGCUUCCCCCGUUGCCGUGAAGAAGCAGAAGCCGGCCAAGGAUGUCGCCAGCAAGAAGGCCGCUGCCCCUGCGGAGAAGGCUGCCACGAAGAAGUCAGCACUGAAGAAGGAGAAGCAGUCGCCGAAGACCAAGGCCGCCACAGAGAAGUCCAAGAAGGCAGAAGAGCCAGAGGAGGAGCAGGAGGACGACGAGGUCCAGUCCGAGGCAGAGCAGGAGGAGGUUGACGAAGACACCAAUGCGCUUGUUCAGGCUCUGGACAGUGGUGACGAGGAUGAGACGGAGGCCCAAGUCAGCACAUUCAAAAAGGGACAGGAUGUCGGCAAAGUCCCCAAGGCGAAGAAGUCGACAAAAGCCCCCGGCAGCAGCAGCGGGACGCCCGGCGUGAUGUACCUUGCGAGAAUCCCUCACGGCUUCUACGAACAUGAGCUACGGUCGUACUUUGGUCAGUUCGGCGAUAUCACGAGGCUCAGGGUUGUGCGGAACAAGAAGACGGGCGCCAGCCGCCACCGGGCCUUCAUUGAGUUCGCCGACGCCGAGGUGGCCGACAUUGCCGCCCGCACCAUGGACAAAUACCUCUUGUUCGGGCAUAUUCUCUCAGCGAAGACUGUUCCGCCCGCGCAAGUGCACCCAGACCUAUUCAAGGGCGCGAAUCGCCGCUUCAAGGUGGUCCCAUGGAACAAGAUGGCCGGCAAGCAGCUCGAGCGACCGCUGUCCGAGACUCAAUGGCAGGUCAAAAUCUCCAAGGAGGAGAAGAGGCGGGCCGCCAGGUCCGACAAGUUGAAGGAGAUGGGCUAUGACUUUGAAGCCCCGGCACUCAAGGCCGCCGAGGCUAAGCCGCUGUUGGAGAACGGUACCGAGGAGGAACCCAAAACCAUCGAGGCUGCUGCCGCCGAGACAGCCGAGCCCAAAGAGGAAGAGGAGGUUGCCGAGGCGGAAGUGGUCGAGGCCAAGAAAUCAAAAUCCGAGGAGGCCACCCCGCAGAAGAAGAAGGGCAAGAAGGGCAAGAAGACAAAGUCAUGAGCAAGGAGUCACUGUAUUGCAGUUUGUCACUGAUACCCGCGGCUCGGGACAAUCAAGAGUCGCUUCUAGACCGAGCAAUCGCUCUCCGAGUUUUACGUGUUGGGAUGUGUGCACCAAGCGAACCUGAUAGACUCUUGGAAAGAGCUGGUGCUCCGAGAGAUAUCAGGAUUAUAAAGCGCAGUCAACUGCUCUACUUCUGCCCUAGUAUGAAAAAGCCAGCAUUUUGCGAGGUGCAACGGCAGAUUCGAUGUAAAAGUCGGGCGAAG